Vitis riparia (riverbank grape) is the source of this 6174-nucleotide messenger RNA. RefSeq lists its product as uncharacterized. Gene Ontology annotation, biological process: regulation of transcription by RNA polymerase II. The record is from RefSeq and is a predicted model, not a curated record. The transcript has 3 exons. The coding region runs from base 676 to 1899 and encodes 407 amino acids. NCBI's taxonomy places the organism in Eukaryota, Viridiplantae, Streptophyta, Magnoliopsida, Vitales, Vitaceae. Gene Ontology annotation, cellular component: SAGA complex. Gene Ontology annotation, molecular function: transcription coactivator activity.
GAGAGAGAGCUUGAGAGAGCGACCGAGAAAGAAGGGAGAGAGAAGGAAGAGAGAGAAAGAGAAAGUAAUAUCAAAUUAGCAGCGAUCGAGGGUGCAAUCCAAUUUUCCCGAGAAAAAGCGCCAGAAAUUAGCAAAACCCAGAAAGCGAAUGCAGUGAAGCAGAGGAUAGAGGCUUUGUAAGCUCGCAAGAACUCCAACUGUAGCUUGGUUUCUCUGCAGUUCUCAAGCUGGUGAACAAGAGGGGUAAUUAACUGUUCUUACAGUUGGUUCUGGAAAAAAAAGCUUGGUUUUUGGAGAAGUUUGGUGAACUUAGGGUUUUGAUUUAUCAGGAAGUUGAAUUUAAAUUUGGUGAUUUUAAGGGUUUUGGGAUCUUGCGAGCUCUGUACGGAGUCUGAUCUUUAGGGUUUGCAUUGUGUGGUAUGUGGGUUGAUGAAUUUGGGUUCGUUUUGAAGACGAGGAUAACAGUGAUACGGGUUGGAAUUGGGGUUUUGUGGUUUUGAACUGUUCGAUUAUUGUGUGUUUGAUUUGGGAGGUUUUGGGUUUAGGAGGAUGGGAUUGGGUUCUGCAUUGUGUGGUAUGUGGGUAGAGGAAUUUGGGGUCGUUUGGAAGCAGAGUUAAGUGUUUUCAGUUUGGAAUUCAGGUUUCCAGGUUUUGUUUGUGGAUUGUGUAUGAGAAAUGCAACCGCAGCAGAGCUCGCGGAUUGAUGUGGCAGAUUUGAAGGUUCAGAUAGUGAAGAAAAUUGGGGCUGACAGGGCAAGACGGUAUUUCUAUUACCUAAAUAGGUUGUUGAGCCAGAAACUGUGUAAGAGUGAGUUUGAUAAGUUGUGUUCUCGUGUACUUGGGAGAGAGAACGUGUUGCUGCACAAUCAGUUUAUUCGAUCUAUCUUAAAGAAUGCCUUUCAUGCUAAAACCCCACCGCCAUUUCAUGAUGCGGGGCCCACAAAUUCUGUUGUAGAAGAUGGGCAUGAACAAAGCAGGGCUGUCAUUGCAAAUCCAACUCCAAAUUCGCCAAUUUGGUCGAAUGGAGCUGUUCCAUCGUGGAAGAGUAGGCCUGUUAUCCGUGAUCGGAAGCCUCGGGACCGCCCUAGUCCUCUUGGACCAAAUGGGAAGGUAGAUUAUGGGCCUCAAUGGGCACCUGUAGAAGAUAGUGGUAGUAAAGUUCUUACUGAAAAUGGGGAGUUGACUCCUUGUGAUUACCAGAGGCCAGUGCAGCCACUUCAAGGAGUUGCUGAGCUACCUGAGAAUCAAAGGCAGGUUUCUGUUCAGCGACCCAAGGGGACUCCGAGACAUAGCCAAGAUCAUACAGGAUUAGCGGUUGUUGAAGAUGGGGAAGAGGUGGAGCAAGCCAGCCACUUGAAAUUCUCGAGAAGUCGUCUUAUUGCUCCUCUUGGGAUACCAUUUUGCUCAGCUAGUAUAGGUGGGGCCCGGAAAGCUUUGUCAGUGCCAAGCAAUGAUAAUAUGGUUAGCUAUUUUGACAGUGGUGGGUUGUUCGAUACAGAGAUCCUGAGGAAACGGAUGGAGCAGAUUGCUGGAGGACAGGGCCUUGGGGGUGUUUCAAUGGAAUGUGCUAAUAUGCUAAAUAAUAUGUUGGAUGUGUAUUUGAAACGGUUAAUCAAGUCGUGUGUUGAGUUGGUGGGAGCAAGGUCCAAAAAUGAACCAAAAAAGCAUCACCCUGUGAAGCAGCCAAUUCAAAAUAAGAUUGUCAACGGCAUGUGGCCUAGUAACCACUUACAUAUGCAAAGUAGCAGUGGGCCCAUCGAAGUUAUUCAGGAACAGAGACCCCUUUGCUCAAUAUCUUUGCUUGAUUUCAAGGUUGCAAUGGAGCUAAAUCCACAGCAACUUGGAGAAGACUGGCCAUUGCUUCUGGAGAAAAUUUGCAUGCAGACGUUCGAGGAAUAAAAAACCAUACAAACAGCUAUUUUGUAAGCUAUGGUCAAAUCAGUUAAUUAUGCACUGAAGGAUGUGAUAACCAUGUUUGGACUCUGUUGAUGCAGCCAUUUCACUUCUCAAGGCCAUGUUGAGCCAGAUGACUCCUAUUUGGAUAAUGCUUAGACCCUUGCAAGAUGAGAUGAGGGCUUGAGCAUGAAUGAUAUGUGAUCACAUGCUGCAUUCCUUGCACAUCCAUCAGAAAUUCUUUUAUAGCAGCCAAUCAAAGGGUACUUCAAACAGAAUGCUCAUUUUUGGUUGCUCUCUGUUGUAUGACUAGCAUUCAUGUUGGCUGUCUUCCGCAGUCACUGAAGAACUUGAGCUUUUUCGUGUAAUUUACAGCCACUGAAGGGGAAAUCUAAGAAAAUUUUGCAGGGACACUGUUGUGUAAGAGCUGCAGUUUGCUCUGUAUGUAUUUUCAAAUCUGAGAAUUUAUUGAAUCGCAAUAUUAAUAACACAUUAACAUCCAAUGAAUUGUCAUGAUGGUUUUAAUUUGAAUGCCCCAACUAAAUGACAACUGAAAUAUAUAUGCUGAAGUAAUAUUUCUUACUCAUGUUUACAUGGCAAUUUAGCAUAUAUUUAUGUGCAUCACUCGAAGAAUCUCAUGCCUCAUAAUUUUUCUGGAAUUUCUCAAUUUAGAAUAUGUUGUGAAUUGCUAUCUGUGACUAUUGAUUUUGCAAUUUUUUUUUUUUAUGUUUUAAAAUUUUCUUGUUUCAGAAACUGCUAGUCUUUGGUAUUUGGAUGCAGUAAAUCCAGUAAUUGUUAAUUUCUUUUCAAAAUUAAAAGGGGGAUUUGUUGUUCCAAAUAUCUAGGAGGCUAGAACUGAUUUUGAUGCAAGAGUUUGAAAUUGGAAAAACCAUAGACAUCCCGGUGGCAAAGCUCAACAAAUUGAACCCAAGGGGAUUUGGUAAUCAUAUUGUCUCGAACAAUUGAUGUGCUUGUUUACAUCACCUUUUGUACAUCAAUUACGGGAUCCUACGUUCAUCAAAGCCAUUUAUAUAGAUCUAAACAUAGGUAGAAGCCUAGUCCUAAACUUUCUGUGAAAUACUAUAACUUUAUUUUAUAGUACUACGAAAUUAACUUCAUAGAUUGCAUGAAGAGAAUAACCAGCAUUCUUUCUUUUCUCACAACUCAGGUUCGAAAUUGUGUCAAUGGGUGUAGAUUUGAACAUGGAUCUACUAUUUUAAAUAAGCCCCAUAAAAAUUCAUGGGGCCACCUCUAGUUGUAGAUAUCUCUCUCUCUCUCUCUCUCUCACACACACACACACACACACACACAAGGAACCUUUGUUACUAAUCAAUACUCUCUGAGAAAAGUAAAAGAUUUAUGUCUUGAUUUUAUUUACUUGUUAUUUGAAUGUGUUCUUUGCCUUUUUCUAUUAUUCCUGGUUAGUGUAAAAAUCUCCAUGGAUGGAUAUCAGUAGAUAGCUUUCUUCAAGGAACUAUUUUGUAUGAUUCAGUGCUCAUGUGUAUGUGCUUAUUGAAUAACAGGCUUUUUUGGAGUAGAAGCUGUAAAAUGAUUUGUUGGAAGCUUUAUGGAGAAACCAAGCUUACUUCUUCAUUUCAUUUAAUCAUUGUUUUGGCUGUUGAAGAUGUUUCCAUUGCAUUUUCAUCCUUUUAUGCGAAGGAUCUAUGUUAAAUUCUAUGAUCAAUUAUUUAUUUGUUCUUUUACUUGUAAGUAAUAACAACGGGAUCAUGUGCUGAUGCUUGAUGCUAGUUCCUUACAGAAUGCUUCUCAUUUCAGCAAUUGCUAGGCAACAAUUAUUGUUUCCUUUCCAAUAGUCUAAAGUGGGAUUCAUCUUUUUAAAUAGUAAGGAACCUAUGGCUUAUUUAAAAACCAGAUUUUUAUGUUUGGGCAAUAUCAGACAUCCAGCUGGCAUAACUUGGCAUGUAGAAGCCAUGAAUGAAUUUUGGAUUCAACAAUUAUUCAUCAUCACAGAUAAUUUGGAAUUGAGGAACUGAUUAGGAAAUUAUUACAAUAAGUGGAGAAAAACCAGGAAUAAAUUUGAAUGGGUGAAAACAAUUAAUAUUUAUUGAAAACUGCAUAUGAUGCCUUUUGUGCGAUUAUAUGAAAUCUUCUGAGACUAGUGUAUUCGUUGAAGAUAACCAAAUCUUUUUAUGAAAAAAAGAAAACAUGAAUGCUGAUAUACAGUGCAGUAUAUUAUCAAGUAAGACUCUUAAUAAAAUAAGGCGAACAUUACUGACAUUUUUAUGAAUUCAGAGAACUUUGUCUCGUUAAUCCUUAAUAUACUGUGAUCGAAAAGUGUAUCAUAUAUCCCUCACUCUUAUGUUACCGGCUCCAUUUCCUUUUCAGCCUCACUUUCUCUUUCUUUUGUUUUAUUUUUUAAUUUUUUUGUGUAAGAAUUCAUUACAAAAUGUCAUUGAAUCUCCCCCUCUGAGUGUGCAUAUGUUUUAUAGUAUUUUUCAAUAUACCUCUUGGGAGUUCGAGAUGGCAUAACAUUCUAGUUCAAAUCUGGAUAGCAUGUUCAAUUCAUUUGUUCAUUAAUUGUUGUUUGGGCUGUCUGAAUCCCUCCAUUGCAUUAAUAUCCUUUUCUUUCUGUGCCUCUGUUGUUUUCAUGAUGUUUUGUGCUCACACUUGAUGCCUAUUGCUUGCUGAAUGGAUAAAUUUAAAAGUACAAGUUCCAGCAGGUAACCAUGAUAUGUAGAGCCAUCCAUUUAGCACCUUUGUUUCUGAGAAUGUGAAACAGAAAGAAGAGGACUAGAGUGGUCGGUAUUUGAAAUAAAUUGACCUUUCAAACGGUGCCAUAGGUGUAUCUUCAUUGUCAACCUUGAACUCUCUAUUUGGUAAGAGACCUUAAUCUUUUACAGUUGAUGACAAAAUGAAUCCAGUUUUUAUGAAAUUUGUCUUUGUUUGUCCUUAGAGCAUUCUAUUUGCAAGUGGCACUUGUGGGUGACAACAGGUAGAAAUUGUCUUUGUGCUUGUUUGCUGAUGUGGAUGUUUUGGCUGUCUGUGUGAAAAGGUACAGGCUGGCAUUGGAUUUCUGAUCUGCAGCCCAAAGAUCAACCUAGCCUUCUUGGGGAUCAAAUAGGAAGGCAGAUUAUGCUGUAAUCAAGCAUCUAUCAAUAGCCACAAAAAAUAGUGAUGAUUUGUAAUUGUGGAAAAAGGCUGAUCUGACUACCCAAUUUCCAAGGUCAUUGGAGCAUCCUAGAGGAUUCACCGAGCAACCUAGGGAUGAUAGUGAAUUUGCUCUAUGGAAAGCCGAAAUAAAGCGAUCAAUGGAUGUACUAGUUUCUUUACAUCAAAAAUAUCAGAUCGAGCUGGCAAUUGUUGAAGAUGGAAGAGGUUGAGCGGUUCAGCCACUGGAAUUUCACCAGAAGUCCUCCCUUGGGUGUUUCAUUUUGCUCAAGCCAAUGCAGUUGCCGAACUUCUCUUGUAACAAGCAGUGAACAUUUGUAUAAAUUGCUGGAUUAUCUAACAUGCAGACAUGCAAGAAACAUAUGAAGUAGACUGCAGCAGUUCACAUCCUCACUGCCCUAGAACUCAAUGAUAUUGGAUGUGCACUUGGAUUGACUGAUCAAAUUUUGCAGGGUCAGUGGGAUCAAGAUGUUCAGAAAAUCUGUCACAAGCUUAUGGAUGGCACGUGGCAUCUAAACCCUCCUAUAUGCAAAGUGGUAGUGGGAUCAACAAGUUAUGCAGGGGUGACGAAUGGAUUGCUAACUAUAUUUGCUUGAGCUUAGAGUUGGAAGUGCAACUUAUGCUGCUGGAACUUGGGGGCAGGCUGACCAGUGCUGGUACGGAAGAAAAUUUACAUCAAUGCAUUCAUGGAAUGAAACAUCCACAUGGAUUUUGGUUUUCUCCAAGCUAUAAUUGACUCAGUCUGUUCUGGUUUUGAAGGCUUGGAAAUUGUUGGUGGGCAUCAUUCUACAGCCAGUUUCCUACUUGUGGCAAUGGUGUUCCAGAUGACUCUGAUUAGGAUAAAACUCUGACCCUGCAAAGAUAAAAUGUGUGUUUGACCAUGAAAAAGCUGCAUUCUGCUGUUACAGAAACUGUACCCCAGCAAGUGAUUGAUGGCGCUCAUACAUGCCUCUGAAUCAACCUUCUCAUAAUUCUAAUGUUAAGUGUUGGCCCUCUUCUGCCAGCACAACAAAUCUUGAGCUUUUUGUACAGUUUAUGAUGAGGGGUAAAUUUGAUGUGUAAGAACCACAAUGUUAUUCCAUUUUCUAAGUCUGAAACAUUAUCGAGUCCUUGUAUACUUAAUAGGCUAUAACAUCCAUUGAAUUAUCUUGA